Messenger RNA from Misgurnus anguillicaudatus (oriental weatherfish), 16027 nucleotides. The record is from RefSeq and is a predicted model, not a curated record. NCBI's taxonomy places the organism in Eukaryota, Metazoa, Chordata, Actinopteri, Cypriniformes, Cobitidae.
CAUAUAUUCGCACUCGCACACAUCGAUGCUUGUCAUUGCGGCGGUACACUCACGGUUCAGGUAGGACCGUUUGGGGAUGGCUGAGAAGAGAAUGUGGUUUCCGUAGUAACCACCCCAGCUCCUCUCCUCCCUCCCUUUCUCUCUCUCUCUCUCUUCUCUCUCAACCUUCUUUCUUUCUCUGUAUCUUCUCUUUGGAUAUGGUUCCUUGAUCAGCCAAUGACAAAGGCUGAAGGAAAGAAAAAGGACUAGUCCAUCUUUUUUUCCUUUUUUUAAACAGAAUCCUUUACUCCCAUUCAUUUUGGAAGGAUCAUUGUUGGGAUUUUUUGGGAAUUCUCCUCACUGGACAUUUAUCCCAGUUUCUUUUAGAAGGAGCGUGUGUCCAUGUGUGUAUGAGAGAGUGUGUGAGUGAGUGAGUGUGUAUGGUUGCUGUGGGGACGUGGCUGAUGCUUGAUAAUGGCUCAUGCGGCGUCUCAGAUUAAGAAGAAUAAAGAUGUGGAUGUUAACGCACUGGAAGAUGAAAAGGAAAGAAAGAGGAAGAGCAGGAAACACUCACGGGAACCAAAAAAGAAGACAGACAGCAAUGCCAGUUACUUGCGGGCGGCGAGGGCGGGGAACCUUGAGAAAGUGCUCGACUACCUGAAGACCGGUGUCGAAAUCAACAUCUGUAAUCAGAAUGGGUUGAAUGCAUUGCACUUAGCAUCCAAAGAGGGGCAUGUGGAAGUGGUGGCUGAGCUGCUCAAAUUGGGCGCCAGUGUAGAUGCAGCAACCAAGAAAGGAAACACGGCGCUGCAUAUUGCCUCGCUGGCCGGACAGACGGAAGUCGUGAGAGAGCUUGUGACCAAUGGGGCCAACGUCAAUGCACAGAGUCAGAAUGGCUUUACCCCGCUGUACAUGGCUGCUCAGGAGAACCAUCUGGAUGUUGUGCGUUUUCUUCUGGAGAACAACUCCAGCCAGAGCAUCGCCACAGAGGAUGGCUUUACUCCGUUAGCUGUAGCCCUACAGCAGGGUCACGAUCAAGUGGUUUCUCUAUUGUUAGAGAAUGACACGAAAGGUAAAGUGCGUCUGCCCGCGCUCCACAUCGCCGCCCGGAAGGACGAUACCAAAUCUGCAGCUCUGCUCCUUCAGAAUGACCACAAUGCGGAUGUAGAGUCUAAGAUGAUGGUGAAUAGAACUACAGAGAGCGGCUUUACUCCACUCCACAUCGCUGCCCACUAUGGAAACAUCAACGUAGCGACACUACUGUUAAACAGAGGGGCGGCAGUGGACUUCAUGGCCCGGAAUGACAUCACGCCGCUGCAUGUGGCGGCUAAGAGAGGGAAUGGAAACAUGCUGAAAUUGUUGCUGGACCGGGGAGCGAAUAUUGAAGCCAAAACCAAGGAUGGUUUAACACCUCUUCAUUGUGGAGCACGCAGUGGACACGAGCAGGUUGUUGAGAUGCUGUUGGACCGGGGAGCUCCCAUCCUUUCCAAGACUAAAAACGGCCUGUCUCCAUUGCACAUGGCAACCCAAGGGGACCAUUUGAACUGCGUCCAACUUCUCCUCCAGCACAAUGCCCCAGUGGAUGAUGUCACCAACGAUUACCUGACUCCGCUGCACGUAGCCGCUCACUGCGGACAUUACAAAGUGGCGAAGGUCAUCGUAGAUAAGAAGGCCAACCCUAACGCUAAAGCCCUGAAUGGUUUCACACCUCUUCAUAUUGCUUGCAAGAAGAACCGCGCGAAGGUCAUGGAGCUUCUUCUGAAACAUGGUGCAUCACUACAGGCAGUCACGGAGUCGGGGUUGACGCCCAUCCAUGUUGCUGCAUUUAUGGGUCACGAAAACAUAGUGAAACAGCUUACGCAUCAUGGAGCUUCACCAAACACCACCAAUGUGAGAGGUGAAACAGCAUUACACAUGGCAGCACGGGCCGGCCAGGCUGAUGUUGUCAGAUAUCUACUGCAGAAUGGAGCUAAAGUGGACAUCAAAGCCAAGGAUGAACAGACAGCCCUGCAUAUAGCUAGUCGCCUAGGAAAGUUGGAGAUUGUGCAGCAGUUGUUACAGAAGGGGGCAUUACCAAAUGUAUCCACCACCUCUGGCUACACACCUCUCCACCUCGCCGCCCGGGAAGGUCAUCAGGAGAUAGCAACUCUCCUGCUGGAUCAAGGAGCCUCCAUCUCUUCAACAACUAAGAAAGGGUUCACCCCUCUGCAUGUGGCUGCAAAGUAUGGUCAGUUGGAGGUGGCCAAUCUUUUACUCCAGAAGAAGGCUUCACCGGAUGCAGCAGGCAAGACUGGGUUAACACCGCUGCAUGUGGCUGCUCACUAUGAUAAUCAGAAGGUGGCUCUGGUACUUCUGGACCAGGGAGCAUCUCCUCAUUCUGCGGAUAAGAACGGCUACACCCCUCUCCACAUUGCCGCUAAGAAGAAUCAGUUGGAGAUUGGGACGACGUUGCUGGAAUAUGGGGCGGAUUGUAACACAGUGACCCGUCAGGGGAUCAGUCCCCUCCACCUUGCUGCACAGGAGGGCAGUGUGGACCUUGUGUCUCUACUGCUCACCAAAAACGCUAAUGUUAACAUGGGCAAUAAGAAUGGACUCACACCACUGCACCUGGCUGCCCAGGAUGACAAGGUGGCUGUGGCUGAAGUGCUGUUGAACCAUGGAGCAGAGAUUGAUGCCCAAACGAAGAGUGGUUACACUCCAUUGCAUGUGGCGUGUCACUAUGGCAACAUGAAGAUGGCCAACUUUUUAUUAGGGAAUCAGGCCAGACCCAAUGCAAAAACAAAGAGUGGUUACACCCCCCUUCACCAAGCAGCACAACAAGGCCACACCCACAUCAUUAAUAUGCUGCUUCAGUAUGGAGCCUCGCCCAAUGAGCUCACAUCGAAUGGGAACACAGCUCUCUCCAUCGCUCGACGACUGGGGUACAUCUCUGUCGUGGACACACUAAGAGGCAUUACAGAUGAAAACCUCACUGCCACGCCUGUAACUGAGAAACACAAGAUCAAUGUCCCGGAGACCAUGAACGAGUUUUUGGACAUGUCCGACGAUGAAGGUGAAGCUGUGAAAGAUCAUGAAGCCCAGACUGGGGAGGAAGGUGAGGAUGCGAUGACCGGAGAGACCGAGAAGUACCUUCGGCCGCAGGACCUGAGAGAGUUGGGGGAUGACUCCUUACCACAGGAGGGAUACAUGGGUUUCAGUAUUGGAGCCCGCUCUGCCAGCCCCAGGAUAAGUAUGCGCUCCUUUAGCUCAGACAGGUCCAACACCCUGAACAGAAGCUCCUUCGCUCGAGACAGCAUGAUGAUCGAAGAGAUGCUGGCGCCCACCAAAGAUUCGCUUCAGAGUGUUUUUAAAGACAUUUCCUACAUGGUGGACCCUCAAAAUAAGCAUCUCGCCGUCACUCACGAAUACAACAGCGAGUGUAUGAGACGAUACAGCUGGACCCCUGACACAGUGGAUCACUCACACAACACUGUUUGCAGUCCCGUGCAUUCUGGCCCUUCCUCUCCGCUUCCUCAGUAUGAAUCCAGGUUCCUGGUGAGUUUCAUGGUCGACGCCCGAGGAGGGUCGAUGAGAGGAAGUCGUCAUGAUGGGAUGCGUAUUAUCGUUCCACCCAGGAAGUGCCCAGCACCCACCCGGAUCACCUGCCGCUUGGCAAAGCGUCACCGCCUGGCAUACCCACCCCCGAUGGUGGAGGGUGAAGGCCUUGUCAGCAGACUGGUGGAGAUGGGGCCAGCUGGUGCACAGUUUUUGGGGCCUGUGAUCGUAGAAGUCCCUCAUUUUGGCUCCAUGCGAGGAAAGGAGAGAGAGCUGAUCGUCUUACGCAGCGAUAAUGGCGAGACCUGGAAAGAGCAUCAUUAUGAAUGUCAAAUGAGCGAGCUCAUCUCUCUCGUAAGCGGCAUGGACGAAGAGAUCGAAAGCCCAAUAGAGCUGGAAAAGAAGCGUAUCUGCCGCAUCGUCACAAGAGAUUUCCCACAAUACUUUGCGGUUGUGUCACGCAUCAAGCAAGAAAGUGACCAUAUGGGGCCAGAGGGUGGAGUCUUGAGCAGUGAGGCAGUUCCUAUGGUUAAGGCUGCCUUUCCCCAGGGAGCGCUUACAAAGAAAAUACGUGUUGGAUUGCAGGCUCAACCGGUGCCUGAGGAUUUGGUCCGGACUAUCAUUGGUAACCGAGCAUCAUUUAGCCCGAUUGUUACUGUGGAGCCCAGGAGAAGAAAAUUCCACAAGCCCAUUACCAUGACAAUCCCUGUGCCACCCAGAUCCAAAGAGGCUGUUGCUAAUGGACGCAAAGGAGAACCAGCCCCCUGCCUUAGACUGCUCUGUAGCAUCACAGGUGGAAUGUCCCCUGCACAGUGGGAAGACAUCACUGGAACGACUCCACUCUCCUUUGUCACAGACUGUGUGUCGUUUACCACUAAUGUAUCUGCCAGAUUCUGGUUGGCAGACUGUCAGCAGAUCAGUGAGACGGUGGGUUUGGCAUCUCAGUUAUACCGAGAGCUGAUCUGCGUUCCAUACCUGGCCAAGUUUGUGGUGUUUGCUAAAAUAUUCGACCCUGUAGAGUUCUGCCUCCGUUGCUUCUGCAUGACUGAUGACAAAGUUGACAAAACUCUGGAGCAGCAGGAGAACUUUGAAGAAGUGGCAAGGAGCAAAGACAUUGAGAUUCUGGAGGGCAAGCCGAUUUAUGUAGACUGCUACGGCAACAUCUCCCCACUGACAAAGAGUGGCCAGCAACUGAUAUUUAACUUCUAUGCCUUUAAAGAGAACCGACUCCCAUUCAACAUCAAGGUCAGAGAUAUGGGCCAAGAACCAUGUGGGAGAAUAUCUUUCCUCACAGAGCCCAAAACCACAAAAGGCCUGCCACAGACUGCAAUCUGUAACCUCAAUUUCACACUGCCAACACACAGAAAGGAAAUGGAGUCGGAUCCUGAUGAUGAGAAUGACAAAGAUCGACGCCAUACCUUUGCCUCAUUAGCAUUGCGAAAGCGCUACAGCUAUCUGGCCGACCCAGCAUCCAAAGCAGCUGAAAGAGGUCAUAACACCACUCCAAAAACCACGCCGCAGCCUUCUGGCUACGCUUACAAGCCUGUCUUUACGACGCGCUCCUACCAGGCCUGGGCGACCAGCUCUCCUGUCAGUGUGCCUAGCCAGGCCAAGUCUGGAUUUGGCUCCAUCUCCAGCUCCUCAUCUAACACCCCCUCAGCCUCACCACUGAGGUCGGUAUGGUCUGUAAACUCUGCUUCUCCUAUCAAAUCCAUAAUUGGAGGAUCACCGGCAUCUUCUAUCAAAUCUGCCAGCGACGUUGCAUCUCCGAUUCGUUCUUACAGAACUAUCUCCUCACCUAUAAAAACUGUAGUUCAGGGUGCUCAGUACCCAGUCCCAGCCUCCCCAACCCUUCUGUCCUCUCCAGGGAAGAGCAUUCCUGAUCCUAUUUCAGUUAAAGGCCUCACAGGUCUGACUGCAAGGACUUCACCAGUACCAUCUGGAGGGACCUUACUGGAAAGAUCCUCUAUUGCUAUGACCCCUCCAGCCUCACCUAAAUCUUCUUUAAACAUGUACAGCUCAAGUUUGCCCUACAAGUCUGUUGUAUCGUCAAACCCUUCAGCAUCCUGCUCCCCCAUUAAAACUGUCCCAGGCUUCUCCUCUAUCAGAACCAACACUGAUGCCUCUGGGUCUGCCAGAGGAUACCUGUCAUCCCUUUCCUCACCACUGAAAUCCAGUACAGCCACUACUACAGCUGCACUGAUAAAUGGGACAGUUUCCCCAACGAAGUAUCGCUCCUCCUCCCCAACAAUCUAUCAUAACAGCACUCUGCAGGAAAGGAUUCAGGCAACAACAAAUGCAGCAACAACAAGUGUAAAUGCUGCAUUUGAUGAAGUAGAAAAAACUUUUAAUUCCUGUUCUGCAGGCUAUGGCACUCUAAAGUCAGUGUCCUCCACUCCCUCAUCCUCUUACCAGUCUAUUCGUUCCUCUGCAUCCAACUCACUGUAUGCCUCCCUCAGGUCUCCCCCAAUCUCUACCACUUCUGUCACUUCCAGCACUAUAACAGUGCCUGUCUAUUCUGUUAUAAAUGUCUUGCCAGAACACCAGUUUAAAAAGCUCCCGGAAGUCUCCAAAUCAACGGCUGCUCUUCUGUCCCCUAGAAAGGCCACGCCACAGGAGAUUAAUGCCCAGACUCAGUCCUCUUUUGCCAGAACUCUGUCCCCUGUUAAAACUCCCCUGCCCAUGUCCCCAGGGACACUUAAAUCUACUACCUCUUCACCCCCUCUGUCCAACAGCCAGGAGAUACUGAAAGAUGUGGCUGAUAUGAAAGAGGACUUAAUCAGAAUGUCUGCCAUUCUUCAAACGGAUACAAGUUCAAAUUCCAAAGGUUAUCAGUCUGAUUCUAAAGAACAAAGAGUAGAAGAUGAGGAACCUUUUAAGAUUGUAGAGAAAGUAAAACAAGACUUGGUCAAAGUCAGUGAAAUUCUCAGCAAGGAUGUUUUAAGAGAGAGUAAAGCAAAUAUUAAAAUCUGCAAGACAGAAGAUGUCCUAGAGGAUGACAUUGAUGAUAAUCCACAAAAUGAAUGGAGAUGCCCCCCUCGAUAUGAAACAUUAGCCCCUCGUGUUAAAACAAAAACAGUAUCUGACAGAGAUUACAAUCUUGCGAAAGUAGUUGACUACCUAACCAAUGACAUUGGCACAAGCUCUCUUUCUAAAAUAGCAGAGGCUAAACAAAGAACUGAGGAAGCAAGGAGAGAAGGAGAGGAAAAACAGAAACGUGUCCUAAAACCUGCAAUGGCAUUACAGGAGCACAAGCUCAAAAUGCCUCCAAUGAAUAUGCGCCCUUCUGCAUCAGAGAAAGAACUGUCAAAGUUAGCAGAUGCAUUGUUUGGCCCCGAAUUAGCACUCGACUCUCCAGAUGAUGUCUCCCAUGACCAAGACAAGAGUCCGCUCUCAGACAGUGGGUUUGAGACUCGAAGUGAGAGAACCCCCUCAGCACCUCAAAGUGCAGAGGGAAUGGGACCUAAGGGGCUCUUUCAGGAGAUUCCACCAGUCAUUACUGAAACACGCACUGAAGUUGUACAUGUCAUACGGAGCUAUGAGCCUCCGGAGGAUCCUAAGGAACCAGUAUUGGAGGAGGCUAGGAUGGCAAAGCCUCCACUGCGGUGUGCAGACACUGAGCCACGAUCACCAGGUGGAUCCAUUAAAGAAAGAGUAAAAGCUUAUCAAGCCAGAGUCAAUGCAGAGGAUGAUAUGAUGGCCAAAGGCAUGCGGGUCAAAGAGGAAACCCACAUAACAACGACUACAAGAAUGGUGUACCACAAACCUUCGUCUAAGGAGGCUGGACCUGAGAGGAUGGAGGAGACCAUGUCUGUACGAGACAUAAUGAAGGCCUUCCAGUCUGGGAAGGAUCCAUCCAGAGAGUUAACAGGCCUGUUUGAGCACAAAAGCAGCAGUGAAGGGGGAGGAGAGCAUUCCCUAAGACCUGUAGACCCAAUGCCAAAAGUUGAGCGCAUCAUUGAGGUUCACAUAGAAAAAGGAAACACAGCUGAACCCACCGAAGUUAUUAUUAGGGAAACAAAAAAUCACCCAGAGAAAGAAAUGUACAUAUAUCAAGGUAACAGUGGCAUAAAAGAACUGCAAAAUAGGAUGGGCAAUGAGCAACAUAACGUGGAACCUGAGGAAUCUCUUCCUUGUUAUUUUGACUCCAGAAUACACACACCCGUAGAGGAUGAUAAGAAACUGAAAUUGCAGCAUUCAGAUUACCACAAUGAUGGGUCAUCUGAAACUAGAGGAGAGUCGUACAAGUUUACAGACAAAAUGGUCCUUUCAGAUAAAUUUGACUCCUCCCAUUCAGACUCAGAUGAAUCUGUGAUUGACAGGUCACGUUACUAUGGUGAAGGAACACAAGUUGGCUCAGUUAGAGAAUUCAUGCUAAAGCCUGAUAGAUCAGGUAGAUCAUCAGAAGAUGACAGUUAUGACAAGCUUACUUUGCUGCAGUAUGCCUCUGAUCCUGAUAGCCCAAAAAAGUCUAUUUGGAUGAGAGUUUCUGAGGACAGGCAGAGUAAAAGCAGAGAGAAGCACAAAUAUGAAGACAGAGUAGACAGAACUGUCAAAGAGGCAGAGGAAAAACUUAGUGAGGUCUCACAGUUCUUUCGUGAUAAAACUGAAAAACUAAAUGAUGAGCUUCAGUCCCCUGAGAAAAAGCAACGAAGACAAGAUGCAAGAGAGACUCGUUCUGGGCCGAGCUCAACUUGCAGUAGCCCGGAGAGGUCAGUGCAUAGAAAUGGAGAGGACUGGAGCAGAGACAGGUUUCGGGAUAAAUAUGGUUCCCAUGACAGAAAAUGUGCCAGUUUACCAAGCAGCCCUGAAAGACGGGUUUUGCUUCAAUACAGUGACGACCCUAAGAAAGGGGACUGUUCUUCUGCAAGCAGUACAAGUGAAUCCUCUAAAUAUUUCCAGCCCUCAACAUCUAAGGUUAGUUCAGUCAGAAUGAAAUUUGAAUCAGAAGCUCAGAAACAAGAGAAAGGGCCCCAAUUAGGACAAACAUCAGGAUCCCCAGUGAGGAAGCUGCAGGAAAGUAAACUUCCUGUUUAUCAAGUUUUUGCAGGGGGUAGUCUUCCAAAGUCAACAGAGUCUCCAGAAAGUGAUAGAAACCCUAAAAAAGACAGUGAGGGCGGGCAAAGGUACAAUGUUCGAAAGGCUCAAGCCCAAAAUCAACAGAGUGACAGACAGAGAAAUAGGUCAGAUAGUUCAUCCCCAAAAUCACACCAAAAUGUCUACAGUAAAGAACAAGUUGCCAGUGAAGACAGAAAAACAUACAAAACCUGGGAAAAUCAUGGCAAUGGACAACUGAAAGCCCAAAAGACAAAGCUCACCCACACGUUAGUGCAUGAUAGGCAAAAGGAGGAAUCGCAGAAUGAGAAACACUCUUUUAGAGAUGGAAGCGCAGCAAAAGAGGAAACUACUAAAAAGAUAAUUUACACUGAGCUUGUAAUUCGUGAAGAUUCUAGUAAUACUGAAAAAUGCAAUGGUGUUGUAAAAAAAAACUCGGAAUCACACAUUCCUGUUAGGGUUUCAUCUAGUUUUGUGGAUCAUCAUCAAAGUAGUACAUUAAAAUUAGAUUCCUCUAUUAAAUCUGAAAGAACAGGGUUUCACUUAACCAGAAACACACAGAACCCUAGUUCUGGUGUAAGCAAAUCACCUAGUGAUGUGUCAUCAGUAGUGAACUCAGAUUCUAAGAGGCAGAUUGCUAAUAUAGUCUGUAAUGGUGUGGAUGACGACCAGGUUGAGUAUAUAGAAAAAGUUACCCCAGGUGUCACUGCAGACAUUAAACCUCUUCCUGUUUAUGUCAGCAUUCAAGUAGGUAAACAGUAUGAGAAAGAAACUGCCACUGGGCAGCUGAGUACAUACAAAAAAGUAGUAAGCCAUGAGAGCAGGACAGUACAUGAAACACGUGGAGCAUUUUAUACUGUUAAACAGAAACAGCCACUGUCCCCACAUGGAAGUCCCGAGGAUGACACCUUAGAGCAGGUGACAUUUAUGGACAGUUCAGGCAAGAGUCCUGUAACUCCUGAGACACCUACCUCUGAGGAGGUCAGCUAUGACCUGAACUCCAAAGCUCCUGACUCCAUCAUAGGUUCCAUUGCUGGCAUGCCUAGCCCAAUCCCAGAAGAGUCAGAGGAAGAGGAACAGCCUAAGACAUUCAUUUUUAAAGAACUACCAGCAGAUAAAGCCAAACCUGCCAACCAAUCAUCAGAGCCUUCAAAAAGAAAACAUGACUCAUCUGGAAAAAGGGGAAAAGACAAACGCAUAGCUUAUAUUGAGUUUCCACCACCACCACCUAUAGAAAGUGAGCAAGCUGACUCUGAUAAGAAGGGGUCUGCUUCCUCUGAGGCAGAAACAGAAAUGAUGGAGGUAAACCUCCAAGAGGAACAUGACAGGCAUCUCCUUGCAGAGCCAGUAAUAAGAGUCCAGCCUCCUUCCCCUCUGCCAUCUGGAGCUGACAAUAGUGACUCCAGUGAUGAUGAAUCUGUUUUUCAGCCUGCCCCACUCAAAAAGUACACCUUUAAAAUGGCUGAGGAGGCCGACAAACUCAAGCCUAGGAAACCAGAGAGAAACGGCUCACAUCACAAGGAGUCAGGCAUCAAUGGCAUUGUAAAAGGAGAAGAGGUUGAAUGUGAACAAAAUGGAAAUGAUCAGUCGAUUACUGAUUGCUCUAUAGCAACAACUGCUGAAUUUUCCCAUGAUACAGAUGCUACUGAGAUAGACUCUCUUGAUGGGUAUGACCUACAAGAUGAAGAUGAUGGGCUGAGUGACCCUAAAACGUCCAGUUUGUCACAUGAUGGAAAAGCAGGAGAUCGUUCUUUCAGCCAGGGCAAACUUGAAGUUAUUGAAGAGGAAAACAUACCAAAUGAGGAAUCGGGGGAAAAGUCAAAAACAAGGAAGUCAUCUGGAAAAAAAUCAGAUAAUGAUAACGAGAAAAUAUAUUCUUUGGAGGGAAGACACCCUGAUAGACAAGGGUUUACAGACAAUUAUUUUAAUUGCCAACUAGAGGAGGGCAUAAACACUACCUUUAAAACAGUGGCCACUAAAGGCUUGGAUUUUGAUCCAUGGUCUGGUAAAGGGGGAGAAGAGGGAGUGUUUGAUGCUAAAAACAAAGAUGAAGAUCCAAAACCCUGUGCUUUAUCAGUGGACGACAAAUCGCAAGCAACCACGCCGGAUACCACUCCAGCCAGAACCCCAACAGAUGAGAGCACUCCAACUAGUGAGCCCAAUCCUUUCCCCUUCCACGAGGGCAAGAUGUUUGAGAUGACCCGCAGUGGUGCUAUUGACAUGAGCAAGAGGGACUUUGUUGAAGAAAGACUUCAGUUUUUCCAGAUUGGUGAGCAUACUUCAGAUGGGCAGUCAGGGGACGAGGGGAGAGUGGGCAGGAAUGCGGGGGUAGUCGCCUCUCACUCAAAGACAGGGGAAAGAGCUGUAGAGGGAAAGGUAGAGGCAACCACAGAUAUAACACCAUCCAGAGGCAGCACAGCGCAGGACAGCACUGACUGCCUGGAUGCACCUCCAUCCGCUGACACCACCUCAUGCACUGUCACAGCUUCCAAGGUUGACCCCAAAUUACGCACCCCCAUUAAGAUGGGCAUCGCAGCUUCCAUUACAAUAAAGAAAGACCCUGGCUCAGCCGAACUGACUGAUGUUAAGGCUGAGUCUUCAGACAGUCAGAUUACGGAAUAUAUUAGCUUGGAGUCACAAUUAGCUGAGGGUCACUUUGAUAACAAGCGCACUGACUCUUCUCCAACAAGCAGGAAAGAUUACCCCUCAGAGAACUGCAAUAACAACAAUAAUUUAGAAUCCUCCAAUGUCCAGGCCAACUACAUCCAGUGUGGUAGUGUAGUUUUCAAUUUGCAGUCAUCUUCAGAACCCACCUUACAGAAAGCUAGCAUAAUAGAAUCUCAGUUCUGCAAGGAGUCUGGGGAGAAAUCAGAGAAUGCUAGUAUUGAGUCUAAUCAGAGUAAAGUUGUUUUGGAGAACAGGCAGCCUAAGUCCAAGCUCCCAGUCAAGGCAAUGGGGUUUAGUUUUAACACACACAGCUCAGGAAAGCAGAAACCUAAGCAGGUUGUGAGGCCAGAAGCAAGAAAAGUGGAUUCUGCAUCUGUAGUCCUUGAGCCCAAAUCUAGAAUUCCUGUCAAAGACGUGAAAAGAACCAGUGUAGUUAGCUCAACUGUUACAGCUCAAGUCGUUCCAAGGUCAAGGAAGACCACAGAAUCAGAAAGAUCAGUCAGGCCGGUAGUUCCCUCUAGACUACCAUUCAAAGAUAAAGCUUCUGGUGGGUCAGUUAGCCAGGCAGGUGGAGGCAAGAUAAGUGAAGUGUGCAGGCAGUCAAUUGAGUUCUUGAAGAAUGUUAGCGGAGAAGCAAUAAAAGUGGCCGAACGACUUUCAGACGAGGAGAAACAGACGCAGGGAGAGCAGUCGGAGGAGGACAGCAGCACAUCACGAAGCACCUCACUAUCGGACCCCUCUCAGUCCCAGCCCUCCCUCUCCGCUGGCUCCUCCCGAGGGGUCAAACCCUCGAGAUCAAAGGUCACAAGGGCAGUGGGCAGUGAGACAAGGAGGAGUAAGCGGACUGGAGGAGGGAAGGAGGGCAGUAAGAACGAAGGGGCUCGCAGAUCGCCCCCCGUCGCGGAGAUCAAGCCUAGUCCACAGAGUCCCUGUGAGCGAACAGAUCUUCGCAUGGCCAUUGUGGCCGAUCAUCUGGGAUUAAGUUGGACAGAACUGGCUCGAGAGAUGAAUUUUUCUGUGGAUGAGAUAAACCACAUUCGCACAGAGAACCCAAACUCUCUCACAGCCCAGAGCUUUAUGCUCCUCAAGAAGUGGGUUAGCCGGGAUGGGAAAAACGCCACGACGGAUGCGCUGACAGCGGUCCUGACUAAAGUGAACCGGAUGGAUAUUGUGACUCUGCUGGAAGGGCCCAUAUUUGACUAUGGUAACAUUUCAGGCACCAGAAGUUUUGCAGAUGAUAGCGCUGUGUGCCAGGAAAAGGCGGAUGGUUACCACAACAUCCUGGCUCAGCUGCAGACAAAUAGCAUUCCCACUCUCACUCUACCUUCCAUCUGCCCCUCUAUGUCUGAUGACCUCGAACCCAUCUUAGAUCUGCCCUUUGACCCUCCACCAUAUAGCCCCUCCUGGGGUCUACAGCAUUACAAUGUGGACGAGUCUGUCAGAAUGACCAGACCAUGCGACCUGCACUUGGCGCAACCUAUAAACCACACUCACCAACUCUCUGAAACAUCUGCUGAAAUACACACACACUCUCACACACACACUCAGCUCCCUCCCGACAGUCACAAACACACAACAGACCUGUUAGAUGAAACACACAAUGGCACACCUGGCGCACAGUCUCUACCUUAUGAACCUCAUCUAAACCUCACUGUACCACCUGCCACAAACACAGCCCUACCCUCUCUGGUUGAGCAGGGCCACCAUAUACAGAAGGCUAAACAUGAGGAACACGAAGACGAUAAUUUUCACUCCCAACAAAACAACUCCUCUCCAAUGGAGCAGAGUGACCUGACAUGCAAGGAAAACGAAGAGUGCAAGAAUCCAUCAUCAUCAUCAUCAUUACAACCAUCUCCAUUGGAGGAACCACAGGUUAUCAUGAAGGGACAGGACAAAAUGAUCCUGAAAGACUCCAAAGAUAAUGACAAGUCAAACCCUGUUUUGCGACCAUGGGUAGAGGUCUUGAGGGAGUCUUGUUCAGGAGGAGAGGAUGAGGAGGAAGGUGAAAAGAGGCAGGAGGUGUCAGGAGGCCACGUCGGAGAGAGGGAGAGCGAAGUGAAUGAGGAGAUGAUUAAUGAGAAAGAGAGAGAAAUAGUGAGAUCUGUUGAACGAAAUGAGUCUGAGUUGUGCUCGCUCUCUGCAGGCUGGCUUAGUGAGACUGCCAAAGUUAAUGCUGAGCUUCCUACUUCAGGGCGGAGUCUUGGGUCAGAUCACCUGGACAGGCAAGACAACAGCCAGGAGAACUCAAGCGAUUCCAUGACAUCAUCAUCUAAAGGGGAUUCAGGAAAACCUAGACAAAACGGUGAGCACUCCAAUGCCAUGCCCCGCAGCUCAGCGUCUCAGGAAUCCACCAACGGUGUAAAAACAGGGACUGGCAAGCAAGAAGGAGCUCUGAUCGCCGAGCACAAAGUCCAGCAGCGUUCAUCAACAGAGAGCGGCCUGGAUGAAGAGCGCACUAUCACCACCAAAGUGUUUCGUAGACGUCUUGUUCUCAAGGGAGAGGAGGCCAAAAACAUUCCUGGUGAAUCAAUUUCAGAGGAACAUUUUAUUGAUGAAGAUGGCACCAUUAUUACCAGAAAAGUGAUUAGAAAGGUGAUUUGCCGUAUGGACACACCCACUCCUGAAAAUCAAAGCUUGGUGAGUGGCACAGGGUCACAGGAAGACCCUGAGUGCCUUUUCAGGGCUGCCACCCCUGGGAAUCCUGAAAUCGAAACCCACCUCGCUGAACUUGAUGAGGGAGAUGUUUCCAAGGUGAGGAAGAAGGAAGAAAAGCGAUUAUCAGAAAGAAAACAUCAUUCUUAGAGGCGGUGUCGCAACUACAGGUUUCCUGAGGGGUGGGGUCCCAUGAGCUAAACGGAGACAUUUGGCUUAAAAACCCCAUCUACAGCUUCCACUCUAAAACGCAUGGUGUUCAAAAAGACAGAACGCAUGAGCAUGCAUCCCUGCUGAUACACUUCCUGUUACAAGGGGGUCUUGAUGAAUUCUACUUCCUGUCUGAGUUUGGUCGCGGUGAAUUCUGCUUCCUCCCGUGUCGAGUCCUGUGUGAUUGUACUUCAUGUUUCCUCGGGACCUAUGAGGUUAUACUUCAUUCUUCUGUAAGGUUAAUACCUGUGCUGAAACGGACCAUCAGAAAAUCAGAAACCUUUUGUGCCGUGAAUAUCAGAUGAGUAAGUUAAAUGGGAAAAUUUCACAACUACUCCAAUCUGAAGACAACACCAAAACCAAGCUCAUACAAAUUUCCCUGUGACCAAAGAUGGCACAAAGAGCUCUUUUUCAAGUUUUAAAGGGGGGAAACAAUAAAGAUGCUGUUGAACCACAAUGUACAUUCGCCUUACACCUUACCGCGGACCCGUGACAUCAGGAGGAGGAUCCCUGUGUUUUUUUUAUUUAUAAAACAGAAAUAAAUUAUGUGGUGGACUUUUCUGUACAUAAACACAUUAUGUAAAAAUAAAUAAAGUUUAGUAGUUAGGUUUGGAGAGGGCACCGCAAAAAUACACUUUACAAGUGCUUUCAACGUUUUAAAGACUUCACAUGCUCUUGUAUAAUGAAUUAUUAUAGCAGGUAUGUUUGUAUAUGAGAAUAGCUGGUUCAGGUUUCAGGGGACAUUUCCUUAAAAUCCUCUGCCAACCUUAACAAUUCCCAAAAUGGGAAUGUAUCAGAUUCUGUGAAAAAGUCAUCCAGAAGACUCAUAUUUUGAUGCAUGCAGUUAUUUUAAGAAUCUUUUUUCUAAGUUUGCAAAAGACAAAUACAGAAAAAUGACUUUUUUUCGUGUGCGCACACAACUCAACUUUUUAUAUUCCCAAACGUCACCCUAAAAGCGUCCAUCGUGUAGAAAUGAAAAGUGUGAAAGCUCUAAAGAGAUUGCUUCCUUAGGAGUUUUAAUGUAGUGUCCGUUAUCCUUUUGUAUGGAAGACUGAUGUUAGCCGGAGCGCUGCGGAUAUGAGGUGUUCACAAUGUAUAUGCUAGUUAUCAGCCUCUAUGUUCAACUAUCACUGUAUCAUGUGUAUUGACUUAAAAUGUAGAGGUCUGUCUUUGUCUUAAGGCUAUUUGUAACCAUUAAAGGAAUGUCUUCAUAUCCUUUUUUGUUUUCAAUUGUUGAGGUUUUGAAAAAAGAAAAUGUUGACAUUUUGUUUCAGGUAAGGUGAAUCUUUUAGUAUUUUCAUCUUUCGUCUUUAGACCUUUAUUACUUGUAGAUUUAAUAGUUUAUGUAUUACAAAAUGACACAUACUGGAUUGUCAUAGUAAUUUUAAGUAUUACAAGAAAUUGUUUCCAAUUAUGAAACUGUGUGAUAUAUUUUAGACCAGAGAUUCUGUGUGUUGCAGUGUUCUGCAUCAGUUUUGAUAAUAUAGAAUAUUUCUUUAGAGAUUAUUUUUGGUUUGUUUGUUUGGUUUUCCUCAAGUAGAGUUAGUCUUUUUAGCUUGUGGUGUGUAUGGUGUGAAAUUUGAUUUAGUAUGCUGAACUUUGCUACAGAAAUAAGAUCUGAAAGACUUUACGUGGAAACAUAGUCAUGAGUAUGGUUCUGCUUCCCUGUUACAUGUCAAUCAAACUGUGGGAGGGGCCUUGCAUGGUCCAGUCAGUUGUUUUUUGGUUAAUAUAAUCUGUUUUCACCUGAGCAACAUUUUUGACGUACAAUUCUUACAAUGAGUAAAGCCAUUUAAAUGUUAUUAUAAUAGCACUUUGGUUAUUGGAGAUCUUCUCUUUUAGAAACUAGCAGCUAUGAUGCCACCAUAAUGUUUCAAAUGUCUUACAAAAAUCUGAUUUAAAAAUGAAAUAAACGCAUUGAUUUUCCAAA